Molecule: messenger RNA, 3250 nt
Organism: Cyphomyrmex costatus
Lineage: Eukaryota; Metazoa; Arthropoda; Insecta; Hymenoptera; Formicidae
Product: polyhomeotic-like protein 2
Exons: 14
Coding region: 231-3125 (964 amino acids)
Biological process (GO): negative regulation of DNA-templated transcription
Cellular component (GO): PRC1 complex; nucleus
Molecular function (GO): chromatin binding; histone binding
Source: RefSeq, a predicted model, not a curated record
CCCGAGCACCAGUACAGUAGCUUCGCUUGCGAGAAUCCCGACUCGAGUCCACAAGUACGCGUACUCGUCUGACAAAGAUGCAGCAUGAUGGACAGAUUGAAAUUGGCGUGGAUGUAAAAUGGCAAGGAAAAAAGGCAAUUUACAAUUGAAUACUAUCAGCGAGAGUUGCUUCCUUUUCUAAAUUCUAAAAGAACGUCUGUACUCUAAUACAAUAAAAGGUGUAAGGAAACAUGACAGAUGUUAAACCGAUUGGAAUCACGACGUCGCAAGCACAACCGCAGCAGCCGCAGCAAGCGCAACCGCAACAAAUAAUGAUCGCGACUCAUGACCUGCAGCAGCAGCAGCAAAAUGUCCAGCAGGCGCAGCAACAGCAUGUACAGCAGCCGCAGCAGCCUCAACAGGUCCAACAACAAUCUCAAGUGCAGCAGCAGCAACAAGUUCAGCCACAGCAGCAGGUCCAGUCACAACAGCAGAUACAAGUGCAGCAACAACAGCAGCAGCAACAGUCACAACAGUCACAGCAACAGCAGCAAAAUAGUGUUGUUCCUGCUCAAGUGCAAGUACAGCCGCAGGUAGUUUCCAGUAUGCCACAACAAGGAGUUGCAGUGUCGAUGCAACAUCAACAACAACAGGGAGUAGGUGUGUCCAUGACGUUGUCUGGUCAACCAGGUGCAACCACCAUAACUACAAUGGCUGCACAUCCACAAGCGGUCCAAGUGAUUCAACAACCGAUUCAGAGUCAAGCUUAUCAUUUACAACAACUGUAUAAUACUCAAGGUGCACCUUUAUUGAUGCCAGGAAACUUGGCACUCCAUCCGGCGGGCAUAAAUCCCUCUUCUAUUCAGGUAAUAACAGCGGGAAAGCCAUUUCAAUCAGCAGCUCAACUGACUCCUCACAUGUUGGCUACGACGUCCACGCCUGGACAAGGAAGUAAUCAUCCAAGUGCUGGUGCCACCAAAGUCCCAGGAUUUCCGGCCGGCUAUUUACCAGUACCCACGUCCGCUCCUGGUGCCGGACAGACGCUGGUGUUCGGUCAACUCGGUGUACUAGGUUCUCCGCAACCACCACCCUCAAUACAGCAGCAGCAACAGCAGCAAUCCACGAAUAAGCAAGAACAAGUACAAAAGUAUACAGCAUGCACCACUGGAACACCUUCAGGUGGAAGAACGGGUGGUAUGCAGUUUGCACCCUGGCAAUUCGCACCUCAAGUGUGGGCCACUGGAUUGCAACAACCGACUUUGCUCACUGCCGCGCCUAAUCAAAUAUUCAUUCGCGGUCCCACACAAGCUGAUAUGUUUAUACAAAGUUCACAGCCGAUACAGGCGCACAAUGCUCUCGCGGCACAGCAACAGAUACAAAGUGUACAACAAAUAGCAGCUGGUGCAAAACCUAAAGUGGUGGAAAUUCAGCAACCAUCUCAACAGGGUAAACCGGCUACAACUAUACAACGACCGUUGAGUAUCUUGCCGUCGUCUUUAGCGAUGCAGGCUGCCAAUAUACGGGCCGCCAGUUCCGUCUCCACACAAACUGUUUAUGGCGUACAAACUACUACAGUACAAACACAGGGUAAAAAUACCACCACUGUCGGGAAAGGUCGUGGCAAGCCGGCACAAUCUUCACAAGCCCAACCAACAAUACAGCAACAGCCAGUCUACAUACAACAAAAGCAGCCUACGCCGCAGCAACAGCAGCAAUUACAACAACAGUAUCAACAAGUGCAGUCGUCUCAAAUACAAACUAAGCCUAUUAUGAGUACGAAUGCUUAUUCAACGAAUAUGACGUUGCAACCACCACCACCUGGCGUAGUACUAGGACCGGAUCGUUCAAUUAUGCCAGUAGUUUCGGUAGGUGGAGUUGGAGUUGGAAUCGCUGCUGCGUCACAGAUGAAUCCAAUGCCACAAACUGCAAUGUCGACUAUGCAACAACUUCCUUUACCGACUCUUAAUCCAACGAUUAUUGGCAAUCAAAUAAUACCUGCACCGCAGGUUCAGGCGAUGCCAAUCGUACAUGCAACGCAGGAACAAUCAACGCAUGACAACUCGACCAUAAUGAUCACGUCGCCAGACCGUAAUUCGCAGGCUGAGUGUUCUCUGAUAUUGCCAUCUACCACGAAUUCCUCCCCGUUAGUAACUGAUGAUAGCGUAAAGGUGAUUGCAAAGAAAGAAGACGUACCUGUCCCUACGGAAGAUGUCACAGUAGUUCAGUUAGAAAUAACGGAUGUGGAUCAAAGUAAAACGGUAGUAAAGGAAGAUGAAAUAAUUGCUCCAAAAAUUGAGGAGAAACCAUGCAAUAACCCAUUAGCAGGGCUUGCCAAUACAGUGAACGCUAUUACGAACGGUGUUGUGGUCGGCGAUGACACACAAUUUAUACCGAUUUCGUCAGUCAUAGUAAAUAAUAAUAAACAAGCGCCGCCUAAAGCCAUGGUGAAACCGCAGGUUCUUACACACGUGAUAGAAGGAUUUGUGAUACAAGAAGCAUCAGAACCAUUCGCGGUGAGUCAGGAAACUGCCAAUAUCCUUAAUCGAAGCAACACGAUCACAGAAAAAGAGAAAGAGACACAUGAAGAGCCUCCAAGAAAGAAACUUUGUUCUACUUAUUCGAUUGAAGAUGAUGGAACUAGUGAUCAAGACAGUAAAUGUGAAAACUGUGGUAAUACGCUCGACGAACAAAAUGUCAGGUUAAAGAAAGAAAAGCGAUUCUGUUCAUCGAUAUGUGCAAAGAGUAAAAAACGUGAAGCGCGAGAGCGCGAUACUGCGGAGAAACAAUGGAUUGAAAUAGAGACUGAAACUAAAACCAUCGAUAACGACGUGACAAAGAAAAACGGCGACGAGCGGUCUUUAUCUACGACUACUACAUCCUCUACUGAUGAAUCACUGCCGAAAGUGAAUCCGAUUAAAUGGACGGUGGGUGAGGUGUGCGAGUUUAUACGCGGUCUACCAGGCUGUGCUGAUUAUGCAGAGGACUUUGCUAUCCAAGAAAUUGAUGGCCAAGCCCUUAUGCUACUGAAAGAAGACCAUCUUAUGUCGGCGAUGAGUAUCAAAUUAGGUCCAGCAUUAAAAAUUGUUGCCAGAAUCGAUUCAAUGCGCAUAGAAUCGAACUUAAAUACUUCAUCGAAUAGUUCAUAACCAUUCUAUGUAUCAAUAGCAGAUUUCUUCAAAAUGUGUUUCCAGAACGUCUCUAGCCUAUGAACUACAGGACUUGUGCAAGUAUUCGAUUGAAUGUAAAUGCAUUGGAUUAAAUGUCUUAAUUG